AUGUCGGAUGAGAGGAUUGUGAAGAAAGCCGUCCUCGGAUCCUGGGACAUGGAGAGGACACGCAGUGGGAACUCGCGAGGCAACACCAUCCAGUACUGGCGCAGACUGCUGAAAGAAGCGGGACAUGAAGACGACAACAGCGAGAACCUCACCAAUGACCGGAAACGAUGGAAGAAGACCGUUACAGAUCGCAGGACGUUCCUCAAAAACUGGGAGACGCAAAUGUGCAACUGGCACAGAGGAUCGGAAAAACCGGCCCGCUCACAAUGGAAUCGAGAGAGAAUAAGUGACAGCGGUUGGCCUUGCCGCUGGGACGGAUGCGACAAGAAGUGCGCAUCAAAAGGAGGACGGACGAAUCACGAGAGAAAAGCACACAGAAGGGAGUCAGUGGACUACAAGUGUCCAAAGUGCAACGACAGUUUUUCGGACCAGGCUGCUCUGACGAACCACUUCAAGGCGUGCCAAGGAGGUCAGGGUGGGUUCUGUCCGAAGUGUCAGAAGUCCCUGUCGUUGAGCAACAUGGCAAGACACCGGAGGACCUGUCGAGGAGAGCACCCGACAGCCCCAGAAGUAACCAACACCAUUAUCACAGGACGAUUCGCCGGAACGAGAGCCAGAAUCCAAUGCGAAGAAUGCGGUACUUGGGUGACAAAAAACAACAUUUCAAGACACAGGAUCACAUGUCCUGGAAACUGGGAAUCAAGGCCCCCUCACGGGGCGUAA
Symsagittifera roscoffensis is the source of this 723-nucleotide messenger RNA. Its product is annotated as zinc finger protein Xfin-like. Gene Ontology annotation, molecular function: DNA-binding transcription repressor activity, RNA polymerase II-specific; RNA polymerase II cis-regulatory region sequence-specific DNA binding. Lineage: Eukaryota; Metazoa; Xenacoelomorpha; Acoela; Convolutidae. The transcript has a single exon. Bases 1 to 723 code for a protein of 240 amino acids. Gene Ontology annotation, cellular component: nucleoplasm. The record is from RefSeq and is a predicted model, not a curated record. Gene Ontology annotation, biological process: regulation of transcription by RNA polymerase II.